AUGUCUCUAUCAUUCCAAGGACAUACUGUAAUCAUCACUGGCGCUGGCGGUGGAUUGGGAAAGGCUUACUCCCUCUUUUUUGCCUCUCGAGGUGCCAACGUUGUCGUAAACGAUUUUAAUGCUGCAGCAGCACAGAAUGUCGUUGACGAGAUUGUCAAAGUCGGCGGGAAGGCUGUUGCAAACACAUCGUCCGUCACAGACGGCGCAGCCAUAAUCAAAACUGCUGUUGAUACCUUUGGAGGCGUGUCUAUUCUCAUCAACAAUGCAGGUAUUUUGAGGGACAAAUCUUUCAAGAAUAUGACGGACAAGGAGUGGGAUCAAAUCAUGGAAGUCCAUCUUAAGGGGGCCUUCGCCUGCACCAAGGCUGCUUGGCCUAUCUUCCGGAAACAGAAGUUCGGACGCGUCGUCAACACGGCGAGUGCUGCAGGAAUCUAUGGAAACUUUGGACAAGCUAACUAUAGUGCAGCUAAAAUGGGUCUCAUUGGAUUUACGAAGACCUUGGCUCGAGAAGGUGCUAAAUACGGAAUAAAGGCUAUUGCUAUCGCCCCCAUGGCUGCAUCCGCUAUGACGGAAACCAUCAUGUCGCCGGAGAUGCUAGCUAAGCUCGGGCCCGAAUUCGUUCCUCCCUUUGUCGCCGCUGUGUGCCAUCCUGAGGGACCAGAUGCGUCAGGCCGAGUGUUUGAGCUUGGUGCUGGUUUCAUUGCCGAGGUUCGGUGGGAAAGAAGUGAUGGCGCGGUGUUCAAGACGGAUGCAAGUUUCACACCCUCGGCUGUAUCAAAGCUUCCUCCGAACCCUCAAUCUAAGCCUGAAGUCCGCUUUGACGGACAAACAGUGAUCAUCACUGGUGCCGGUGCUGGUUUAGGACGCAUAUAUGCUCUAAUGUACGGAAAACUUGGUGCUAAUGUCGUAGUCAAUGAUGUCAGCGAAAAGGGGGCGAACUCUGUCGUUGAGGAGGUAAUCAAAGCUGGCGGUAAGGCCGUUGCAGCUGUAAAUUCAGCUGAAGAUGGCGAUGCAAUCGUAAAAGUCGCACUGGAGAAGUUCGGUGGCGUUCAUGUUUUGGUGGCUAACGCUGGUGUUCUUCGGGACAAGUCUUUCCAAGCAAUGACAGAACAAGAAUGGGAUCUUGUUCUUGCUUGCGCAAAAGCAGUCUGGCCAAUCUUCCAAAAGCAGACAUAUGGCCGCAUUGUAACGACCUGCUCACAGGUCGGUAUAUACGGUAACUUCGGGCAGGCCAACUACUCUACUGCAAAAGCCGGUAUCAUGUCUUUGACCAAGACGUUGGCCUUUGAAGGCCGCAAGUAUAAUAUCCUUGCCAACGUCAUAGCUCCAUCUGCUGGAACAGCCAUGACAGCGACGGUAUGGCCCCAAGAAAUGGUGGAUGCCUUCAAGCCAGAUUUCAUAGCACCUCUAGUGGGGUAUCUGACCAGUAAAGACAACGAAGAAACUAGUGGUUCGUUGUUUGAGGUGCUAGGUGGUUGGGCUGCUCAAACGCGGUGGCAACGUUCUGGCGGCUAUGGAUUCCCCUCCAACAAGCCAUAUACAUCUGAAGAUGUUGUCGCUAAGUGGAAACAUAUUACGACAUUUGGUAACGUAGUGGUCAUUUUUUCUGAUGCUGAUAUCGUCGUCGAGGCGAAGAAGAUGAUAGUUAAGCCAACAGAGUACUCAUAUACCGAGCGCGACGUUAUACUCUACAAUCUGGGCGUAGGUGCUACCGAAAAGGAGCUUAAAUGGACCUUUGAGGGAGACGAAGAGUUCAGCGCAAUCCCGAUAUUCGGUGUCAUCCCCCAAUUUCUUGCCAGCAGUGGCUUUCCCUCAGAUUGGCUUCCAGACUACAACCCUGCCAAGCUACUCCACGGUGAGCAGUUCCUCAGCAUCAAGGCACCGAUCCCAACCAGCGGCGAACUUGUCACUCGAGUCCGUUUACUCGAGGCCUUGGACAAGGGAAAAGCGGCGGCUGCCACUACUAUCAAUGAAACCCGAGACAAACAUACCGGCACGCUCAUAUUCGAGAAUCAAUGUACACUUUUUAUUCGUGGUUCCGGUGGCUUUGGUGGCAAGCGCAUAGGAAAAGACCGAGGAGCAGCUAGUGCGGCGAACGAGAUACCAAAGCGGGCUCCAGAUGCUGUCUUGGAAGAGAAAACGAUUCCGACGCAGGGCGUCUUGUACCGAUUGAGUGGCGACAUGAACCCAUUGCACAUUCUUCCCGAAUUUGCUGCGAUUGGUGGCUUCGACAGGCCGAUCCUGCAUGGGCUUUGCUCAAUGGGUAUCUCCGGCAAACAUGUAUUUAAGACGUUCGGUCCUUUCAAAGACAUCAAAGUUCGAUUUGCGGGAGUCGUUUAUCCAGGCGAAACACUAGUGACGUUGAUGUGGAAGGAGGGGCCCAAAGUUGUGUUCUUAACGAAGGUGAAAGAACGAGAUAGCGUCGUUCUUGCAUCUGCCGGUGUGACACUAGUCGAUAAUUCGGAAAAGGCGAAGCUAUAA
Molecule: messenger RNA, 2481 nt
Organism: Guyanagaster necrorhizus
Lineage: Eukaryota; Fungi; Basidiomycota; Agaricomycetes; Agaricales; Physalacriaceae
Product: multifunctional beta-oxidation protein
Exons: 23
Coding region: 1-2481 (826 amino acids)
Molecular function (GO): oxidoreductase activity
Source: RefSeq, a predicted model, not a curated record